AACCCGUUUACGGGCAAUUAUUGGACGUUAGUCCUGUCCCUGUCGUGAUUUGCCAUGGGCCGUUCGGUGCUUUUCGUGGCAGCCCUCGCGGGUCUGCUUGGCCUCCUCAAGGGCUCAACUGCUGCGCAAGUCCCCGUGGUCUUGUGGCAUGGCAUGGGCGACAGCUGCUACAAUGACUUCAGCAUGGGCCGCAUCGAAAAACUCAUCGCAGACCGCCUCGGCGAGGGGACCUACGUCACUUCCCUGUGCUUCGGGAACAACCUCGUUGAGGACUCAGCCAGCGGCUUCAUCAUGGAGUCCAACAAGCAAGUGGAGAAGGCCUGCCGGGUGAUCGCGGAGGACGAGAACCUCAAGGACGGGUACCACGCUGUAGGCCUGUCACAGGGUGGCCAGUUCUUGCGGGCCGUGGCGCAGCGCUGCCCCUCGCCGCCGAUGAAGGUGCUGGUGUCCCUGGGCGGCCAGCACCAGGGCGUGUACGGCCUGCCACACUGCCAGUCCGGCAUCAUCUGCAACGCCGUCCGGAAGCUCUUGUCCGUCGGGGCGUACUGGCCCUUGGUCCAGGACAUCCUGGUGCAGGCGCAGUACUGGCACGACGCGCACAGCCCGCAGCGCUACCGCCGCGGCAGCACCUUCCUGGCGGACAUCAACAAUGACGUGCAGCACGCCAGCGACCGCAACAGCAGCUACGCCGAGAACCUCACCAAGCUGGACAAGCUGGUCCUGGUGCGCUUCAACAACGACAGCAUGGUGGUGCCCAGGGCGUCCAGUUGGUUCGAGUUCUACGCGCCGGGCUCCACCAGCGAGAUCCUGCCGCUGGAGGAGAGCGCCAUCUACAAGGAGGACUGGAUUGGGUUGAAGCAGCUCGCCGAGACAGGCCGUCUGGUGCGACUCGCCGUCAACGGCGACCACCUUCGCUUCUCCAACUCCUGGUUCCUCUCCGAGAUUGUCGACAAGUACCUCCGUACGGUCGACUAGGCGGAAGCGGAAGCACUGCAACGGUGUGUGGCGCACAGCACUGUGAAAAUUUGUCGUCACUUGAUGACAAAAACGCGUGGAUGAUACUUUCAUCACUUUGAAAUGAUGACAAUCUCGAUCACAAAUUGACGGCAUUUUCAUCAAAGCUCCUAUACUUAUUGCAUGGGCAUGACAACAAUGUCGUCAAUUGUUUUGGUGACAUUGUUAGAAAACUUAGCCUCGAAAUUGUCAUCAAAUGACGACUCAAAUUUUUACAGUGAGUGUGGCCCUCGCCUGUGAUUCUCACCGACAUAAAAACUUUUGGGCCUCCUCCUC
Thrips palmi is the source of this 1290-nucleotide messenger RNA. Its product is annotated as palmitoyl-protein thioesterase 1-like. Gene Ontology annotation, biological process: receptor-mediated endocytosis; protein depalmitoylation. The transcript is spliced from 6 exons. The coding region runs from base 55 to 975 and encodes 306 amino acids. NCBI's taxonomy places the organism in Eukaryota, Metazoa, Arthropoda, Insecta, Thysanoptera, Thripidae. Gene Ontology annotation, cellular component: lysosome. The record is from RefSeq and is a predicted model, not a curated record. Gene Ontology annotation, molecular function: palmitoyl-(protein) hydrolase activity.